Molecule: messenger RNA, 4405 nt
Organism: Mytilus californianus (California mussel)
Lineage: Eukaryota; Metazoa; Mollusca; Bivalvia; Mytilida; Mytilidae
Product: zinc finger FYVE domain-containing protein 21-like
Exons: 7
Coding region: 32-727 (231 amino acids)
Molecular function (GO): metal ion binding
Source: RefSeq, a predicted model, not a curated record
GAAGAAACGAAUGACAUUUCCGGCGUAAACAAUGGCCGCCCCUGAAAAGAAACUUGUUCGUUCAAAAAGCGGUCUUCGUAUGGUGACAGUCGACGACGAAGAAGCUAGUCCAUUUCUAUUGAUUGAGCCACCAUGGGUCCCAGAUAAUGAGUGUGAUUGUUGCCAGAGUUGUAGAGGCAAGUUUGAUUUCCUCAGGAGAAGAAAGCAUCACUGUAGAAGAUGUGGGCGGUGUUUCUGUGAUAGUUGUUGCAACACCAAAGUAGCUUUACCUAGAAUGUGCUUUAUUGAUCCUGUACGGCAUUGUGCAACAUGUAUUCAAACCACAAAGAAAGAAAACGAAUUCUUCGAUAAACAUGUGAAAACUCUUGUCAAUGGUGGAGAGUUUAUGUUGUCUGGAAAGGACCAGUCAGACAUAGAAUCACAGUUUCUGUGUAAAUUAUCAUCAGAUCACAGAUUUCUACAUUUUGAAGCAGAGAGUGAUAAAUAUGAGUCCAUUAAGGUGUCUAAUUUGGAGUCUUUACAGAUCAUGGCCAAUAGUCGAGAUCUGGAAGGAAAUACUCUUGCCACUGGUCUUGCAUUGAAAUAUAAGAAUAGCAAUGAUGUAAUGACAAUGGUCAAGAUGGUUGUCACAACAGGGGCCAAUAAGAAACAAGCACAAAUAUGGAUAGCAGCUAUGCAAAAGGCAUUUAAAAUGGUGUAUGAAGGUAGACAGGCAAUGAGGGCAUGAUGCAAGCAAAACAUUUCUCUUGUUCUGUUAUUUGUUAAUGAAAACUUUGAGAAACGUUGCAAUUUUAAGAAUUGGAUAAAGUCUAAAUUCAGCACCUCAGCUGUUGGUGAAGAUUUUUUUCUGUGUUUGAAAUGUAUUUAUGUACUAUAGUCAAAUUACUGAUGCAAUUUGCAGUUAGUACUUAGAAUGAAGUCUUCAGUCUUCACUGAAACUGUCAAACAAAAUUUAUUAGAAAUACACUCUAUGAAUCUCAAGUUUAAUGACUUGAGAUAUUGACUGUGUUUACUUUCAGAAAGUAUAAAGAAGAUUUUUAAAUGAGAGUCAACUCUUUAGUUUUUCUUUCUUUUGAAGUUUUGCUGAAAACCAUGCAAUUUAGAUUAAGUUUUUAUGCAAGGUCUUUAUUCAUCUGAGGUGCUGAAUUUGACUGUUAAUUCUUUUAUAAAACUAUAUUUUUUAAGGUAAUUCAAAAUGUGAUAUUGUACAUAAAUCAGCAUUGGAGUUGUUGUAAUUUUGGGUAUUUUAAGGGCAUUGUUACUUAGUUUUAGCAUUAGUCAAUACAAAGAGCUGUUUAAGUUUUGAUGAAAAGGUGGUGAUAUUGUGACCAGCAUAUAUACAACAUGCUAGAAUGUUUUACUGAGAAAUUGAUUUAAAAGCCCAAAUAUUGAAAAGAUGUGUUAUAUCAUUGUAUAUUCUAAAAUUGAUUAUGAAAUUGACUUUUAAAAAUGAAUAUAGCAAGCAACGAUUAAUCGAUCAUCGAUCAGACAUCAAUGUAUAUAGCUUACACUGUGAUCAUAAUAUUAAUCUUAUUUGACUGCAAUUAAUUUGGUGAUGUUUUGUAAGAAUCACAGAGCUUUGCUACAUUUUUGCCUAGCAAUCAAAUUCGAAACAUUAUGUAUUACAUUAGUUAGCUAUGGGCUAGGUUUUACAUAAAUAAUCCAAAAAUUUAAAUUUAUUGUAUUAAAAAAAAUAUAUUCACUGAGUGAUAACUUUAGUUUGCUCUGGAAGCCUGUUAUAAUUCACGCUGAAAAACCUCCUCAUUCACACUACAUAUUGCAAGUUAUAUCCCUUCACACAUCCUAUUUUUGUACAACAAUGCAAGUUUAAAUGUUAUUAUUUGAUACCAAUGUACUGUUUUGGAGCAUCUAAGCCAUUAUUUCUCUUCAUAAGGAUACAAAUUGUUCUGUGUUAGUGAAAAUUGUUUAAGUUUUUACAAUCUUUUCAUUGUAAGAUGCAAAUCAAAAUUGCUUUGAAAUAUUAAUUAUAUAAAGUCUUCAGCAUUUUAUUAUACAAAUUAUUGGAAAUAAAAGAUAAAAUUACAAGAAUAAGAUCUGACUACACAUACUUUAGGCAAAAACAGCAUAAUUAUAUUAAUAGGCAGCAAAAAAAACCCACUUGUUUUGUAUAAAAAACUAAAGAUAAAAGAUUUAUUACCAAUUUUUAAAGGAACUCUCAGCGAUAGGUGUGGAUCAAAGCUUUAUAGGAUCAGUGAUGAAAUUACAUAACUUCAUGCAGUCAACACAUUGUGAUUGCUCAAAUAGAGAGAUUGCCAUAUAAAAGGCAAUAUGCAGUCAGUGAUUGUAUCUUUCAAAUAUUUAAUGAGUCAAUCGAUUUAACUGCACAAAUAGCAUAGUUAUACUAACCAUAAUAAAAUGAACUGCUGACUUCAUAUACACAUUGCAGCAUUCACAUGAUCAGAUUUUGGCAUACAUGUAUAUUCCAAUUAAGCAAGCAUUUUAUUCAGGGAUAUGGGUAUAAUUUGGUGUGCAAUUGUAUAUGUAAUGUACUGAAAUGCAAUAAAUCUGUAUGAUGUAUAGUUUUUAUUUUUUUUUUUACUGAAUUGAAUAUGCUUCAUAGAUAUUCAAUUAUUUCACACUUUGUACUCAUUGUUAAACAAAUUUUAUAGACAUUAAAUAUAACAAAUAUUACAUGCAAAAUAAGUUCAGUUAAUACAAAGCCUUAAAACAGAGCUAUUAUUUCUUACAGAAAUGACAAUUUUUAAUGGGUUAUCAUGCAGCUGACAUUGUGUAGCAGUGUCUAGUAUUGAAGCAUCUGGAGAAGGGAGAGAAGUGUUAUAUAAUGUUAACAUAAGGAUUAUAUAAAGAAUAGUUUGGUUGAUAUAUAUAUUGUUAUGAUGUUAUCAAUGCUUGCCAUUGUGAUCAAGUUUUUUUCAGAAUUUUAAGUAUCGUGUUGAUAGUUUAUUAUGUUCUUGAACUGUUUUUUGUAGUUGAAUAUUGUUGAAUGGAAAAUUUCAGUAGAUGAAUAUGAUUUUGUAAAUAUACAGAAAGUAUAAACUUUUAUUUUAACAGAGAUACAUGGUGCACAAUAUGGUUGGUGAGAAUUGGUUGUUUUUAAACUAUUAUAUUGAAAAAAUUUAAACAUUUUGUAUAUUAAUAAUAAAUACCUGCAAAUAUUUAGACAACAAAUAAUACCUAUAUUAAGCCUAUAGAUAUUAGAAAACAAAUUCGCUCUAUUUUUCAUUUAUAUCGUAUAAUGACACGUUCAUUUCUAUAAAGGACCAAUUCAAACAUUGUAUUGCAAUAUGGUAAUAUCAUUGUUAUAUAUGUUACUCACUGGUCCAGAUGUUGACAUACAAGUUACUUUUAAUUUAGUUUUGUUUUGGUCAAAGGGAGAUAAUCCAAUUUGAAUAAUGUUUCAUCUUUUAUUACAAAUGCAUUUUACAUCUGAUACUUAUCAUAGGUAUACAUUAUGUAUCAGUGAAGUCACUUGUGUGUUUUUCUCUAUUGGGAGCUGAGACUGUACAAGUAAUUCAUGAGGACACAGGUUAAACUUUUGAAUUGGUCCAUUGAUAUAAAAUGAUCCAUAAAUGUAUUGCACAAGCUUAUUUAUUUAAUGUAUAAAAAUGUUUUUUCACAUGCAUUUACAAAAGAAAUGUUUUGUUUGUUUUAUCAUUUCUUCUGAAAAUUUUAGAACAAGUACCUGUUCUUAACAACAGUGUAUCAGUUAUUUAGGAAAAUAAACUAAACUGCAGACAAUUUACAAACACUGGUAUAAAUCCUGCAUUAUAUUUUGUUUGUUGAAAUGUGCAUAUUUAAUAUUUAGGUAGUUUGAAUUGAUAAGUAAUUCAAAUAUCAAUGAAUACUUUAAAAUAGAAAUUGAUUUAAGAAUUGAAUGCAUCUUUUUGUAAAUUCAUUGGGGUGUAAAAGCGUUGUCCGAAGUACAUUUUGUAUGAAGCGCGGAAGCACUUCAUUCUAAAAAUGUACGCACGGUCAACGCUUUUACAACCCUAUGAAAUUACUAAAAGAAGCAUUCAAUACUUAUAAUUACAUUUUUUCGCUAUGAUCAUGAAAACACGAUUACUAUCAAGUUUUUCUUUUAUUUACCUGUGCACUUUAUUGUGGAAACGUGUGUCAUCAUAUGUUUCAAUUCAUGCAAUUCAUUUUGAAAUGAAGAAUGACGCGAGAUUGCUGUUAGCCAAUCAAAAUAACGUAUAAUAAUGAAACAUACAUCUAAUGUAAUUAUUGAUAUGUAAGAAGUAAAAUUUGUUCAAUAUAGAUUUUUCAUGUUUUGAUUAUAUUUAAUAUUGAUUUAGUUGUAGGCUCUGUUGUUGAUACAAUGAACAAUUUACAAAAGACACAUUCUAUGUUAACUGCUAUGUAUUAUAGUGCUUUAUGAUAGUGCUUUGUAAUAUAUAUAUACUAUUAAAAUAUUAAAAUACGA